AUGGCGACGAGCAUACCCCCCAACCCGACCUCGCACACGGUCAUCCAGCUCCUUGGCAAGCUGAACGACACGGACCCUGACUUCAGGUUCAUGGCUCUGAACGACUUGAUUGCCGUUUUCGCCAAUGCCAAGAAUGACAUGCUCCAUCAUGACUACAACACCGCCGCCCGCACCAUCGAUCAUGUUGUUAAGGCCCUGGACGAUCAGAACGGCGAGGUUCAAAACCAGGCGAUCAACCUUGGGCCCCUCGUCGCGAAGACGCCCGCCAACCUCAUUGCACCCCUGAUCGAGAAGCUCACCACCCUGAAGCUCCAGAACUCUGUCGACAACUCUGUCCCUGCUCUGGCCCUCCGUAAUGUCAUCGAAGCCCUCCCACGACCGCAGCCUGGUCAGGCUGCUACAAAAGAAGUUCUCGAAGCAUACACCAGCAUAAGUAGGGUGUUGAUGCCCAGGCUUCUGGGACGCACCUCGCAGGCGGCCAAGUCUAGUGGCAGUAUCCGUCUGCCUCCGGCAGGGCAGGGCAUCAUCCAGGACGAUGCCCUUGUGAACGCCGAUGCUGUCGAUGUUAUUAUCGAGGUCGUCAAAUGUUUCGGAACCAUGCUGUCACCACAAGACGAAGUCCAGGCCCUGCAAGACGUCAUCCUAGGACUGCUUGACAACCAAAAGGCAACGUCGGCUGUCAGGAAGAAGGCUGUGAUAGCCCUUUCGAUAUUGGCUGUUCAUUUGCAGGACGACCAACUGAUUGCAUUUCUCAACCGUGCUGUGGCGGUGCUCAAGAACCCAAAGACCGACCCUGUCACUCAGCGGCUCUACCUCACCAUCAUGGGCUCCAUGGCCAGAUCUAUUCCGCAUCGCUUUGGCAAGCACAUCGGCGAUGUUGUCCAGCUGACUCUGGCCUUCUUGGCGGAGGAUGUUUUGCAAAGCCAUCUUGAAGAAAUCGGCGAGGGCGACGACGUGGGCUUGGAGUUCUCUGAGGUCCGUGAGGCAGCGUUACUUGCACUCGAAGCUUACUUGGCAUCAUGUCCCUCCGAAAUGCGCCCGUAUACGGAUGAGGCAAUCGCAGCAUCUCUCCGGUAUCUGAAAUAUGACCCCAACUACGCGUUGGAUGAAGACGAAGACAUGGACGAGGAGGAAGGCGAAGACGAAGAUGACGACUUUGGUGACGACGACGAGUUUGAAGCCGGAGUCGGCUUCGAUGACGAUGAUGACGCCAGCUGGAAAGCCCGGAGAUGUGCCGCGAAAGCCCUCCAUACCCUCGUCUCUACGAGGAGCAACGGUGAUCUUCUGGAUAACGGCGUGCUCUACAGCCAGAUCGCACCGCCAUUAGUCAAGCGCUUCGAGGAGCGCGAGGAUAAUGUCCGCCUGGAAGUCAUCUCUACGCUUUCUCUCCUCAUUCGAAAGACGGGAGAGGGCAUCAUUCCCGAAUUUCUACUGGAUGGCACUCACGGCGACAUCCAAUCCCCACAGACCCAGAGCCGCAAGCGGAGGCGGCAGAGCAGUGGUGUCUCUGCCACCGCGCGUUUCGAUGGCAAUGGGCUGGUGUCACCUACUGUCGAGAAGAUCCCUUCCAGUGGACCCCGUGCUGAUCUUGCCAAGCUCACUCCGCAAUUGGUGAAAGCGGCCACGAAGUUGCUCAAGGGCAAAUCAAUCCCUACCAAGCAAGCGACAAUGAAUCUCUUGGACGAUCUGAUUCUUGUCCAACAAGGCGGGCUUUCUGACCACCUGGAUCAGAUUUUUGAUCUUGUUAUUGAUGCGGUCAAGACCAAUGCAGCCUCCACCACGUCGACCUCGUUGUCUGGCAGUGGCGGUGCCGCCUCUGCCACGCCAUCUACAUUGCGUGUUGCAGCACUCAAGCUUCUCAGCGACGUUGCCAAGACGCACUCAUCGAGUCUGCUGCAGCCUUACCUCACCAAGAUGGUCAGCGGGGUUGUUGGUGCCGUGGCAGACAGGUAUUACAAGAUAUCCUCUCAAGCAAUCGAGACCGUGGAGGAGAUUGGGAAAGCCAUCACGCCGCCGCGGUCUCAGAAAACGGCGCAGAAGUACAAAUCAGAGUUGUCCAAGCUGUAUGACGUGGUUGUUGGGAGGGCCACAGCUACGGACGCAGAUGCGGAGGUGCGACAAAAGGCCAUACAUGCGCUGGGCACUUUGCUCUCCCGCACAGGCGAUGCUGAAGGAGCCACCCUGCUACCUGCCGACAAGCGGAAUAAUGGUCUCUCUAUCAUCGCAGAUAGACUCAAGAACGAGACUACGCGUCUUGCCGCUGUGCGAGCAGUCGAGGAAAUCGCUGCGCAUCCGUCCCCAAACUUCGAUGCUACUUGGGCGCGAGAUGUUGUUGUGGAGCUGUCGGCCCAGGUGAGAAAGGCGAAUCGAGCUUUGAGGGCAUCUAGCAUCCAGGCCUUGAAGCAUAUUCUGCUGUCUAUCACAGGCCAACAGGCUCUGGACACAUCGACCCUGGAGAACCUCGUCGAAGCACUCCUGCCCAUCAUCGCUAAUGCCGAUGCUCAGUUGCACGGAGCGACGUUCCGCGUUCUGACUUCCUUGGUCAAAGUCGAUGCGAAAUUUGUUGUUGACCCGAAGUUCGACAGUGCAAUUUGCGAUUACGUACAGCAGAACGUGGUCAAUGCUGUCUUGACACCUUUGCUCGACCUCAUCGCCCAGAUUGGUCAAUCUGGGGUUGGCGAAGAGCUGAUGACACGUAUGCUUAAGGACGUCGGUGUCAGCGGAGACCCCUCUACUGUAGGCAAAGUCAUCGGGACUCUCUUGGUUGCCAGCGGCGGAACAGGCGGUGUGGACAUCAACAGCUUCAUAACGGAGGCUGAGACCGCAGAGGACAAGGCUAGAGGCAGCCUGGCCCUGAGCGUCCUUGGCGAAGCGGCACUGAGGCUGGGAACCAAAUCGCCUCUGAAGCCCGAAAUCUUUACCAAGCACUUUGGUGAUGAAUACGACAAGUUCUCACUGACGGCGGCGAUGGCGCUGGGCCGUGCUGCAGCUGGUAACGUUCAGGCGUACCUGCCAGUGAUUCUUCAAAGCUUCCAGAACGCGGGUGCCAAACAAUACUUGCUCUUGCAGUCGAUCAAGGAGAUCCUCCUACAGAGAACAGACAUUAGCGGUUUCGCGCAGCCCGUCUGGGACUGCUUGCUGGAGUCUUCUCAAGGCGAGGACAACAAGGCGGUGUGUGCAGAGUGCAUAGGACGCCUGGCGGUUGUCGACCCUGAGACGUUCAUUCCCAAGCUCGAUAAACUUCUGGGCAACCCUGAACCGGCUGUGCGAGGCAUUGCUGUCCAAGCACUGCGAUACACUUUUGCAGACAGCGGCGACAAGUUCGACACUGUUCUGCAGAAUUACUUGAUAUCCAUGCUCACGUCGAUUUUGCAGGAUCCAGAGAUGGACAUCCGUCGACUUGCAAUGACGACGUUCACUUCGGCAGCAAACAACAAGCCUGACAUGGUCCUGGGCCACCUCAACAAGCUGAUGCCAUUUGUCUUUGCAGAGUCGACGCUCAAGCCAGAGCUGAUCCGCGAAGUCAUGAUGGGUCCUUUCAAAAUCAUGGUGGAUGACGGGCUUGAGCUCCGCAAGGGUGCGUACGAGUCACUGUACGCCCUGAUGGAGAUUGCAAUGCCCAGAAUCAGCAUCAUCGAGCUCUACGACCGGAUCAUUGCGGGACUCAAAGACGACAACGACAUACGGGCGCUGAGCAAUCUGAUGCUCUCGAAGUUGGCAGUCAUUGAUCCGCCGGAGACUCAACGGCGCCUUGACACUAUCGCGGAAGCCUUCCGGGCAACACUGUCCACGAAGCUUAAGGAGAAUUCUGUGAAGCAGGAGUACGAGAAGCAGGAAGAGGCGGUGCGUAGUGUGCUCCGGACUACCCUGCUCCUGUCCGACAAGCUUAAGGGGACUUUCGGCAGCGGGCAGUGUCAAAUCUGGUCAGUAUAUCUGGACUGGGUCAACAAGGACUUUGACCGCCAGCUUAGGCAGCUGCGAGAGGAGAACGACAAGAUUGGUCACACGUAUGCCUAG
This is a messenger RNA of Diaporthe citri, 4017 nucleotides long. RefSeq lists its product as uncharacterized. The transcript is spliced from 3 exons. The record is from RefSeq and is a predicted model, not a curated record. Bases 1 to 4017 code for a protein of 1338 amino acids. NCBI's taxonomy places the organism in Eukaryota, Fungi, Ascomycota, Sordariomycetes, Diaporthales, Diaporthaceae. Gene Ontology annotation, biological process: SCF complex assembly; protein ubiquitination. Gene Ontology annotation, cellular component: nucleus.